Molecule: messenger RNA, 3901 nt
Organism: Acanthochromis polyacanthus (spiny chromis)
Lineage: Eukaryota; Metazoa; Chordata; Actinopteri; Pomacentridae
Gene: s1pr3a
Product: sphingosine-1-phosphate receptor 3a
Exons: 2
Coding region: 1153-2352 (399 amino acids)
Biological process (GO): G protein-coupled receptor signaling pathway
Cellular component (GO): membrane
Molecular function (GO): sphingosine-1-phosphate receptor activity
Source: RefSeq, a predicted model, not a curated record
UACAGAAGAACAUAAAAAAGUGCAUAAAAGGAAGCGAAAAGUGCAACUCUUCCCUUCCCAUCCAUUCUGGUUGGCUCCAAUGGGAGAGGUCUGACCUAUCUCACACUCUGCAGGACCAAAGGGACCCAGUGAGUCUUCAUUUGAGCAUAAAAAACAAUGACUCAUCAGAUCACAGAUAUAAAAUGAAUUCCAACUUCUUGACCUGUAAGUGGAAGAUGUGAAUCCCACAGAAGGACAAACAAACACACUGUGAGUCAGAUAUUGCCCUUUGGAUAGACAUAAUGUGGAGUUAACAGUAAAUACUGACAAGGAAGACCGGGGUGUUUUUAGGAACAUAUAGUGACAAAUAUAUCAGCAAACCCAAACAAAAAAACAUGAAGUUGGGAAACAGAGCAGACAGGAUCAAAAGAUUAGGUGCGUGAGGCCAUUUGGGGAUGAGGCAACUUAAUUGGGACACAUAAGGCCCUUGGGGCAAAAACUGCAACAUGUGUUUGGGCAAGUAAGUGCUGCAAUUUUAUGACACAUUGGAACAGGCAAACUAGGUGCUCUUCCAUGUGAAACUCAGCAACAACAAAAACUGUUUCACCUACAAAUGACAAGUCAACCAAAUCCUUCAAGCCUUCCCUUGCUGCUUGUUUGAAAAGGAACAAGGAGCGUGUAAAAUACAAAGUCACAUAUCUAUACGGCAUUUUGACGUGUGGAGCAGUGACACGCGUGGCUCUGACUCAUAACUAAAUGGAUAAGGUGAAGGAAAGAUCCCGCCCCACCGGCCACCGGCUGGGAGGGGUGAGAGAGGACGGCCAAAGCUGGAGAGUCACAGUGAGAAGAGGACGCUGAAAAGUUCAGGACAAACUUUUCUGUGGAUACUUGAAGGAUAACACUGCAUACGGCAAGGAUAAGAUACGGACUUUUGACUUUACAUCGAAGAUAUUACGUUUUUUUCGCAUUAACCUUUUUGGCACCGGUGCGUCUUUACGCAGGAGAGGAAACCAUCUUCCAAAUCUCUCCACACCGUCGGGAUGCUCAGAUGAGCCCAAAAGCUCCUACAGGCUGUAAGAUGCCAGGCUGAGCAGCUUUGCCUCCCUCUGCUGUGUCCAGUGCUGUGGCGCCCCCUGCUGUGUGACCGAGGAAGGUCAGGAAGGCGCAGGCACUAUGGGGAACAUAAUUGAGGAGGGGAUGAACACCGUCAUCGUCAGCCACUACAACCACUCGGGGAAGUGGGACCGGCCUCGCUCCAGCGGGGCCUGUAAGAUGGUGGUGCUGCUCCUCAUCUGCGUUCUGAUCGUCCUGGAGAACGUCACGGUUCUGCUCGCUCUCUGGAGGAACAAGCGCUUCCACAGUCGCAUGUACUUCCUCAUUGGAAACCUGGCUCUGUCAGACCUGCUGGCCGGUGUGGCCUAUGUGGUUAACAUCUUCACCUCAGGACGGAACACCUUCUUCCUGACGCCGGUCCAGUGGCUGGCCAGGGAGGGAAGCAUGUUUGUGGCCCUCAGUGCUUCCACCUUCAGCCUCCUUGCCAUUGGGAUUGAGAGACACAUGACGAUGGUGCGUCUGCGUCCCUGUGAGACAGCAGGUAGAGGUCGACUCCUGGCGCUGCUGGCGGCCUGCUGGCUGGUGUCAGUGCUGCUCAGCGCUCUGCCCAGCCUCGGCUGGAACUGCCUGAACAAUUUGACCUCCUGCUCCACGGUGCUGCCGCUCUACGCUAAGAGUUACAUUGCCUUCUGCAUUAGUGUGUUCAGUGCCCUGCUGGUGGCCAUCAUCAUCCUCUACAUCAGGAUCUACCGCCUGGUGACCUCCAGCGGUCGCAGGGUGAGCAGCCGGCCCUCAGAGCGCUCGCUGGCCCUGCUGAGGACUGUGGUCAUCGUUCUUGGAGUGUUUGUCAUGUGCUGGGCGCCGCUUUUCCUCCUGCUGCUGCUGGAUGUUGGCUGCAGCCCAGAUAAGUGUCCUGUCCUCUACCAGGUGGACUGGUUCAUCGCCCUCGCUGUGCUCAACUCUGCUCUCAACCCUCUGAUUUACACUCUGUCCAGCAGAGAGAUGAGAGCAGCUUUCUUCCGGCUGCUGUGCUGCUGUCAGACCAGCAUGGAGCCCACCGGGACUCCUGUGGUGGGAAACCCCCACCUUGGCACAAUCAUUCCCACAGCGGAAAAUAGCAAGACCAGUUUGGGUGGAGGAGGAGGCAGUGGGGGCGGCAAGUCCACGCUGAACAGAGGGAAGGUUCCCACACCUGUGAACUCCGACGGUAAACAUGGAGACCCCUCUGCCACCGCUGUCACCCACCCCUCUGGACCUGCAGACCUGCUCUCAGCUGUGCUCGUGAAGGCAGGAGCUCUGCAGCCCCUCAGCAAGUUCUGAGUUGAAGCACCUGAAUAUGGACUUAGAGUCGCACAGAAGUCGACACAGAUCAGAUGUAGUCUGACUAUCAGCCACUUUUUGUUUGUGCACUACAGCUGGUGUAGCAUGGAUUAGAUGAUAUGUUGAUAAAAUUACUCAGAAGUUCAGUUGAAGGUAAAUAAAUUCAGACUGUAGAUGACUCAAGAUCAUUUAAAGCCACUAUUUACAGCAACUCAGUAACAUUAUUUCCAACAGACGCGUGACUGAAAUGUUGUUUCUCUCCCACAAUGAUGUUUGAAAACUAUGAAAUACAAUAGGAUGAUUUCAUGUAGUCAUGUCUGUCAGACUACACUCUAAAAAAUUAUAUUUUGACUCAACAAAAACUAAGUUGACAGUUUGUAUAAAUCUUGUUGAGUUACAAUGAAAUCAUGUUGAACCAACAAACUGCAUUGAGUUAGUGGAAUUAGCAUUUCCUCUACAAUCAAAGAUUCUUUUAAUUACUGGUAUAAACUGUCUGGAAUUGUCCUAAUUUGAAAUCCUGAAGUUAUUAAGCCAAUUUCAUAAAGUUGUCUCACCUUAAAUGUAGUUUCAAAUCAACUUACACUGUAAUUUGGGUUUAAAUUACACACAGUGUUAUGUAUAGACACCAUCAUAUCAACAGGACCCACCAAAAUAACAUUUACAACCUUUAAAGGUUUACCUAAAUCAGCACAUUAGAUUUUUUAAAAGCUUGUCACCACAAUAUUUAAUUGAAAGGGUGGGAAUUACUUUUUGGAGUGUAGUCUUGCUUCACAAGACUUAACUUUAUCAGUGUUAUGUCUGUAAAUAUGCCUAUUUCUAUUUUAUUUUGGCAUUAUAGGAAGAAACAAUUAAAUUGUGACACUUUUUUUGCAUGUGCUAUAUGCAGGAAUUUUUGAAAACUCCUACAUUUUUUUCCAUCACAUUUUGAUUUGGUAGACUAUUUAUUUUCUGUGAAAACAUUUGCCACCUUAAGACUGUAAACUGGUAUAUUUUUUUGCUUUGUGUGCAUAAAAACCAUCAUGGUACUAGGACUGUUAUUAUUAGUGACUUUAUUAUUGAUUAUUUGCAUUGCACUGUGAGAGAAAACAAGACUGAAAGUUUAUUUGCCAGACUAGCGGCCUCUUGAGGCUGUGAUGCAUAUUACACACCAGAAAAUAACGGUUAGAUAAAAGCUACACUGCUUUUUAAAAAUAUAAUUCUUACCACUAGUGGGCAAGAAUGUAUAGUUUGUCCCACUGGUGGAGCUGCAGAAAAAGACAUUUUUGGACACUCAGCUCUUCAUUGCCACUCCUGGUUUAUGUUUCAUCAGUCUGAGCUCUACCUUGUCAGCGACACUGUGAGCUGAAUUUGCAUGGCUAAUGACUCCACUCAUGGAGAUAUUUGCUUCUCAUCAGCACAUCUAGAAACCACUCACAGAUCAACUAACCACUAGUGAAUAAGAGUGUUGGAUGUGAAUUAUUUAAUGGCGGUAGACUUUAAUUGACAUUUCUGCCAAGGGUUGAUGUAGCACCUGAUACUAUUACAGCUAAUAAAAUUCUAUUCCCUUUGA